This is a messenger RNA of Carcharodon carcharias (great white shark), 2694 nucleotides long. RefSeq names its product zinc-binding protein A33-like. The coding region runs from base 359 to 1798 and encodes 479 amino acids. The transcript has 6 exons. NCBI's taxonomy places the organism in Eukaryota, Metazoa, Chordata, Chondrichthyes, Lamniformes, Lamnidae. Gene Ontology annotation, molecular function: protein binding; zinc ion binding. The record is from RefSeq and is a predicted model, not a curated record.
UUAAAACGGCCAGUAUAGGCACUUCGGGUUGAAUGGCCUACUGCCUGUGAUUUCAAAGAGUUCGCCCAUCUCCGCCUCCUCCCUUCUUCCUCGCCAUCAUCUCACUGCUAACCCUACAGGGACCUCACUCUCCCUUGUCUAACUUCAAUUAGUCCCCUGCCAUCCUCUAACCCUAUUUAUCCUUCACAGUGCUCUCGCUUUGGUCACCCCUGUUGCAUAUCAUUCGGACACUGGUGAGUACAUAAUCAUUCCGUGAGCGUCGCUGUGAACUUCAGCUGCAAUCGCUGAAGUGCAGCCAUUCGUCACCCGAGACAUUGAAACUGAAAGUUCUUUGAAUCAGGAAGUGCUGGGUGUGAACAUGGCUUCCAGACAGCAGGAGGAGAGUUUGAAAGAGGAUUUAAUUUGUCCCAUUUGUCUUGAAUUCUUCACCCAUCCAGUUUCACUGGAUUGUGGACACAACUUCUGCCGCUCCUGUAUCACCCAGUGUUGGGAAAAUAAGAUAAAUUCCUGCCCGGAAUGUAGACAGAAGUUUCGGGAAAGAAACCUCAGAGGCUGUCGGGUCUUAGCGAAUCUGGCUGAGAAAGUUCGAAAAUUAAAGCUGAUUCCGAAAGAGGAGGAAAGUAAACUUCACUGUGAGGAACAUCAGGAAGAACUGAAGCUGUUUUGUGAAACUGACAAGAAAUUGAUCUGUCUGAUUUGUAGGGAUUCGCGGGAACACAGAGAGCACCGCGUCAUCCCGAUUAAAGAAGCUGUUGGAAUGUACAGGGAUCGGGUGAAAUCUUCCUUUGAUUCUCUCACAGACAAGAAAUCGGCGGUUCUAGAAAUGGAGCAGCAGCAGAAUCAGAAGAUUUCCCAAAUUAGGGAACAGUCGAGCAGUCUGCAGACCCACAUCACAUCCGAAUUCAUUAAAAUGCACCAGAUUCUCACUGAGAAAGAGCAGCGUUUAAUCCGAGAUCUCAGGAAAGAAGAGGAGAGGAUUCUAGAACCAAUGGAGGAAAAUCUUCGCGAAAUUCAAGACAGUUUAAAUUCUGUUGAGGAGAAACUGUCAAAGUUGGAGAAGCAGAUGGAAAUGAAAGAUGACCUGACAUUUCUCAAGGAGGAAUCUUGUCGGCCAAGGAGGAGUAUCAACGACGUUUAUGUGCUGCCAUAUGCAGGUGCCACUCUGCCCAUUGAAAAAUUCACCGGCCCUUUACAGUACACAGUGUGGAGAGAAAUGAUCGCCGUCAUUAAUCCCGUUCCAGCCUCUCUGACUCUGGAUCCGGACACAGCGAAUCCCUGGCUCAUCCUGUCUGAGGACCGGACCAGUGUGAGGUUCGGAGACAAAGAGCAGGAGCUCCCUGACACCCCGGGGAGGAUUGAUUCCUGGCCAUGUGUCCUGGGAUCGGAAGGAUUCACAUCGGGGAGACAUUACUGGGAGGUAGAGGUGUGGAACAAGACUGAGUGGGGUGUAGGAGUGACUCGAGAGUCUGCUGAGAGGAAAGGGAGAAUCUGCCUGAGACCUGAGUCUGGAUAUUGGACUGUGUGGCUGAUACCUGACCGCGGCUAUGCUGCAGGAACAACUCGAGGAAAUCGCCUCAUCCCAAGUGUGGAACCCCGGAAGAUCGGGGUUUUCCUGGACUAUGAGGGUGGACAGGUGUCAUUUUACAAUGCGGACAGCAUGUCCCAUCUCCACACUUUCACCCACACUUUCACUGAGAGAAUCUUCCCCAUCUUUAAUCCGGGACUGAAUGAGGACGGGAAAAACUCGGCCCCGCUGACAAUCUGCAAGUUAAGUGUCACUAGCAGACCCAUUCCAUAAUGUCACACCCCCUCCCUGUCUCCUGCCAGCUGUAAACUGCUGGGUGUCGCUCUCAGUUACAGGUGGUGCUGAUGUUCUCAUGUUACCUGAGGUCAGGGUAGGUACAGCCCAGUGACAAUGUCUUGUUGACAUCACUUCUGCCGCAUGUCAGGACUUGUGACCAGACCUGUCAACCUUAACUUGUCACCAGAUUUAAGCUGCCCUCAGGACAGGAACAAUUGAUGCCCAAGGGAUUGCUAAAACUUUGAGAGCAGUUUUUCUCCAAGUCAGCAGUGUAUGCUCUUCCUGAGUUUUCAGAGUUUGAAAACUCUGAGUUAUUAUGGGUCUUGUUGGCUGAUGUUAUGACAAGCUGAUGGUAAAUGCUGGGCUGUUCAAAUACCAAAGGGAAACUUGAAACAACUGCCACAACUUGUUUUACAGUUUGAAUACAUUUCGAGAUGCGUGCCUUGAAUUCAGUAGAAAUUAGACUGCCAAUUCUUAUAGGUUUUUGUAAAACUAAAUUAAAUAUUUGUUAAUAAAAGAAAUGAUUUUAAAAUACAUACAUAGAUCUACAAAUUACUACUAUGAUAACUUCUAAAUCCCCUAAUCAAUUGAACCCAUUACAUUUCGUUAAGGCAACAGUAAGACACAUAGAUUUUAAAAGACCCAGACAAAGGAACAUGACACCCUGAACAAGUCAAAUUUGAAGCGAGUACUUUUCACUUCAGCCCCUGGAGACAGCAGCUUGAGGCACAGAUGCUGAAGGCUUUAUCACACACUUAUAAAAUCUUAAAAAUGCCUUCCCUUACAAACAGUCUGUUUUAUACAUACCUUCCUCUUUGAAUGCAAAUACCCAUUGUUUCACUAUGUCUUUGGGCUUUUAUCUCCCUGAUAAUAAAAACCUCUCAUAGCACUAA